This is a messenger RNA of Castor canadensis (American beaver), 3345 nucleotides long. The record is from RefSeq and is a predicted model, not a curated record. Lineage: Eukaryota; Metazoa; Chordata; Mammalia; Rodentia; Castoridae.
AUGGCUAGGGCUGUUGGGGGCCUCAGGGCCUUGGGGAGCCUGGUGCUACUGGGUCUGUACAGCUGGACAGGGGUCAGGGCGGCUGCCCCCAACGGAGUGAGAAACCGGGUGGAGACUCAGACAAACACCUCCAUCACCCUGCGCUGGGAUGUUCCUGAAGGCCCAGACGCCAUGAACCUCACCUACUGGGUCCAGUGGUUUAGAGAUGGUGACAGAAAUGAGACCCAACACACAACAAACACCAGCAUCACAGUGGAUGGACUCAGUCCUGGGUCUUCAUAUGAAUUUUCUGUGUGGGCAGAAAGAGAAGGGGCCAACAGCUCCAAGGAGACUCUCAAUGCUGCCACAGCUCCAAAUCCAGUGAGACACCUGAGGGUGGAGACUCAGACAAACACCUCCAUCACCCUGCUCUGGGAUGUUCCUGAAGGCCCAGACCCCAUGAGCCUCACCUACUGGGUCCAGUGGUUUAGAGAUGGUGACAGAAAUGAGAUCCAACACACAACAAACACCAGCAUCACAGUGGAUGGACUCAAUCCUGGGUCUUCAUAUGAAUUUUCUGUGUGGGCAGAAAGAGAAGGGGCCAACAGCUCCAAGGAGACUCUCAGUGCUGCCACAGCUCCAAAUCCAGUGAGACACCUGAGGGUGGAGACUCAGACAAACACCUCCAUCACCCUGCUCUGGGAUGUUCCUGAAGGCCCAGACCCCAUGAGCCUCACCUACUGGGUCCAGUGGUUUAGAGAUGGUGACAGAAAUGAGAUCCAACAUGCAACAAACACCAGCAUCACAGUGGAUGGACUCAAUCCUGGGUCUUCAUAUGAAUUUUCUGUGUGGGCAGAAAGAGAAGGGGCCAACAGCUCCAAGGAGACUCUCAGUGCUGCCACAGCUCCAAAUCCAGUGAGACACCUGAGGGUGGAGACUCAGACAAACACCUCCAUCACCCUGCUCUGGGAUGUUCCUGAAGGCCCAGACCCCAUGAGCCUCACCUACUGGGUCCAGUGGUUUAGAGAUGGUGACAGAAAUGAGAUCCAACACACAACAAACACCAGCAUCACAGUGGAUGGACUCAAUCCUGGGUCUUCAUAUGAAUUUUCUGUGUGGGUACACAAAGAAGGGGCCAACAGCUCCAAGGAGACUCUCAGUGCUGCCACAGCUCCAAAUCCAGUGAGACACCUGAGGGUGGAGACUCAGACAAACACCUCCAUCACCCUGCUCUGGGAUGUUCCUGAAGGCCCAGACCCCAUGAGCCUCACCUACUGGGUCCAGUGGUUUAGAGAUGGUGACAGAAAUGAGAUCCAACACGCAACAAACACCAGCAUCACAGUGGAUGGACUCAAUCCUGGGUCUUCAUAUGAAUUUUCUGUGUGGGCAGAAAGAGAAGGGGCCAACAGCUCCAAGGAGACUCUCAGUGCUGCCACAGCUCCAAAUCCAGUGAGACACCUGAGGGUGGAGACUCAGACAAACACCUCCAUCACCCUGCUCUGGGAUGUUCCUGAAGGCCCAGACCCCAUGAGCCUCACCUACUGGGUCCAGUGGUUUAGAGAUGGACACUCUGCUGCUGGGACCCAGAACACUUCAGAUACCAGAAUCACACUGAAGGCACUGGAAGCAGGGAGUCUGUACACCCUCACCAUCUGGGCCGAGAGGAACAAAAUCAGAGGUUAUCCCAGUACCCUCACUGAGGCCACUGUUCCCAACGAGGUCAUACUUCUGCAGAAAGAAAAUCAGACCAAAAACUCGGUGACUCUGAGGUGGGAGGCCCCUGCAGAUCUCCACUCUCAGGUCUAUACCUAUGAGGUCCAUUGGAUCAGUAAAGAAAAUCCCCAAGGACAUUUGGACAACUCCAUGGUCAGAACCAAUGACACUUGGUAUGAGGUGGAGGCCCUGGAGCCUGGCACUUUCUACAACUUCAGUGUGUGGGCAGAGAGGAGUGGUGCAGCCAGCUCCACACCGAUGAGAUGCUCCACCCUCCUCCCUUUACCUGGAUGACUGGGCUUAGCCUCUGCCAACAUCACCUCUUGUGUCAGCACCUCUGGGGGCUAUGCAGUCAUCCUGACCUGGUCCUGCCCCUCUGGGAGCUACGACACCUUUGAGUUGGAGGUGGGUGAGCAGAGGAGCUCCCAGAACAAAUCUUCGUGUAUGAAAGAUGUGGUCGUGCCAGGCCUCGGGCCGGCUCAAGCCUACACAGCUACCAUCACCACUGUUUGGGAUGAAUUAAGGGCACCAUCUACUUUUGUGACCUGCUACACAGACAGCACAGUGGUCAUUGCUGGAGUUGUGGGUGUCCUCCUGCUUCUCAUCCUGGUGAGCCUGCUGAUUUUCUUCCUGAGCAAGAGGAAUAAGAAGAACCAUCAGAAGGAAGAACCCAAGGAUCUUAUGCUCAGCUUCUCAGGGGACAUCCUGGCCAAAGACUUUGCUGAUCACGUCAGGCAAAACGAGAAGGACAGCAACUAUGGAUUUGCAGAGGAGUACCAGCAACUGGCCCUGGUAGGCCACGACCAGUAUCAGACAGUGGCAUCUACUCCCGAGAACAUGGCUAAGAACCGCUACAGAAAUGUGCUGCCCUAUGACUGGUCCCGGGUACCACUGAAUUCCUUCCACAAGGAGUCAAGCUCUGACUACAUCAAUGCCAGCUUCAUGCCUGGUCUCCAGAGCAACAAGGAGUUCAUUGCAGCCCAGGGCCCCCUGCCCCAGACUGUGGGUGACUUCUGGCAUCUGGUGUGGGAACAGCAGAGUCACACCCUGAUCAUGCUGACCAACUGUAUGGAAUCUGGCCGGGUGAAAUGUGAACAUUAUUGGCCUCUGGAUGCUCAGCCUUGCACCUAUGGGCACCUGCAGGUGACCCUGGUGGGUGAGGAGGUGACUGAGAACUGGACAGUGAGGAACCUGCAGCUUCUCCAUAUGGAGAAGCAGAAGUCCCUAGCUGUGCGCCAGUUCCACUAUCUGGCCUGGCCAGACCAUGGUGUCCCCCACUCCCCAGACCCCUUGCUGGCUUUCUGGAAGACGCUGCGGCUGUGGCUGGACCAGAACACAGGGGGAGGUCCACCCAUUGUACAUUGCAGUGCUGGCGUGGGCCGAACAGGCACCCUAAUCGCCCUGGAUGUCCUGCUCCGGCAGCUGGAGUGCGAGGGUCUCGUGGGGCCCUUCAGCUUUGUGAAGAAGAUGAGAGAGAGCCGCCCACUCAUGGUGCAGACAGAGGCCCAGUAUGUGUUCCUGCAUCAGUGCAUCCUGAGGUACCUCCAACAGUCAGCCUCAGAUCCCGUCCAGAAGGAGGCCGUGUACGAGGAUGUGUCAAACCUCGUUUAUGAGAACAUAGCUGCUAUCCGGGCCCAGGAGUUGGAGGUCUAA